Lingula anatina is the source of this 1293-nucleotide messenger RNA. RefSeq lists its product as uncharacterized. The record is from RefSeq and is a predicted model, not a curated record. Lineage: Eukaryota; Metazoa; Brachiopoda; Lingulata; Lingulida; Lingulidae.
AUGCCAGGUUUACAAGAUUUAUACGCGUUCUGUCUUCCAUACUUUCACAUGUUACUGGACUGGCUGUGCCGGGUGCUGCUUAGGAGACGACUGACUCCGCUCACAGAGGAAAGUCUGUGGAGAAAAUUCACAGUUGAGGAGCGACGGGUUAUUCUGUCAGAAAGCCUCACUCGCCGGUGGUGGCACGAGGGCUUUUGCUUACUUCUCAAGUGUUAUCGGGAAGACGAAGAUUUAACUGUGGCAGGCAGAAUGAUUGUUGAAACGCGAUGGACUGAAAUUCUUCAAAAUAGGUUGGCUAUAUCCAAACGACUGGCGUCUGUUGAUGUUUUGAAGUGUCAGAUCAAGAGACCCAUAUUCAUUAUCGGACCUGCUCGCUCUGGAACAUCUUUCCUGCAGAGUCUCCUGUACGAGGAUCCUAAGAACACUUCUCCUAGGUACUUUGAGGUGAUGCACCCUGUGGAAGAGGCUACCAGCACGCAUGCGCAGUCAAGGGAGCUAACUGAGAUUAGGAAAUUAGGGUCACGGUACACAGCAACGCCAGAGUUGAGAGCGAUCCACUACAUACGGGCAACGGGGCCUUACGAGUGUUUCAAUCUGAUGGAAAAUAUGGGGCUUUUUAAGAACUUCCUUUUCUUCACUUCCAACAUCCAGGAUUACGAGGCAUGGCGAAGGACGCUCACCAAGGAUCAAAUGGUGGAAGCUUACCGCUUCCAUAAACUUCAGAUGCAAAUCAUAUUCUUAGCAAGGGGCAAAGACAAUGUAUUGAACAACAAACAAGUGAUUUUCAAAGAGUCGACGCACGCAGCGAAUCUCGAGGCAAUACUGAAGGUUUACCCGGACGCCCGCUUUAUCAGUACUUACCGUGACCCCUGUGAGACGACCGCGUCCGUAUGUUCCCUGUUAUCAAAAAGGUUUGCUACUUUCGUGUCCAAGCCUAAGAACAUAGACCUGGAUGAUUUUGGUCAACAUACCAUGCGGUCUCCGCUGCUUCACGGUGGAAAUGAAAUGGUUCGAUAUAGAAAGCAACACCCAGAAGAAGCGCACCGAUUCUGCGAUGUAGAUUACGUAGAUAUUGUUGCAUCGCCAAUGAAAGUUGUAAAGGAGAUUUACGACUUCUUUGGCUUGGAGUUGACGGCGUUAAGGGAAGCCAAGAUGUCUACUUACGUUACUGACCAUCCGCAAAACAAAUACGGCCAGCACGCGUAUGGGUUGAAACGCUAUAAUCUGACAGAGGAAGAAGUGUUGGAAUAUUUCAAAGAAUUUGUGGAGUUUUGCAGACCUCAGUAAUGAGCU